ACAAAUUUUGUGUGGGGGUACGGACGGGGGCCCAAGCAGAAGGAGGUCUCCAAAUCUUUUAAUAGUAACGUUGGUUCCGCCCACUUGGCCGCUAUGAUGGUCUUCCUCACCUCCAUGAAGCAGGAGGACCAAGAGGAAGAAGUGGAAUACUUGUCAGGAUGACUGGUGUCGGCAUCGACGGCAUAGAGAGGUUUCAAAGCCCGGAUAAGGGGCGAGGCCUACGGGUAACCAGAGCUUUCCACGUCGGGGAGCUUCUCUUCUCCUGCCCGCCAUACAGCUAUGUCCUCUCGGCCCAAGAGAGGGGGGCCUACUGCGAGUUCUGCUUCAACAGGAAGGAGAGCCUGGCGAGAUGUGGCAAAUGCAAGAAAGCCUACUACUGCAAUGUCACAUGUCAGAAGGGCGACUGGGCGGUGCACAAGCUGGAAUGCUCGGCGAUGGUGGCCUUCGGGGAGAAAUGGUGCCCGUCGGAAAGCAGUCGCCUGGUGGCCCGAAUCCUGGCCACGAAGAAAACACAGAAAGAAAGAAGUGCGUCCGAGAAGAUCUUACUCGUUGCAGACAUGCAGUCACACGCGGAGGACGUGGACAACGAGAAACGAGACAACAUCCAGGCGGACGCAGCCGGCCUACAUCGCUUUUUCUCCAAACAUAUGGACUUUCCUGACUCCAAAGAACUGCUCUCGCUGUUCUCACAGGUAUCCUGUAAUGGCUUCACUAUCGAGGACGAAGAACUGUCCCACAUAGGCACCGCAGUCUACCCAGACGUGGCGCUGAUCAACCACAGUUGUGUUCCGAGCGUGAUUGUGACGUUCAAGGGCCCGAAUGCUGAGGUGCGGGCCGUCAAGGACAUGAAGGCUGGAGAUGAAGUGUUGAUCAGUUACAUCGACCUGCUCUACCCGACAGACGACCGCAAUGGCAGGCUCAGGGAGUCCUACUACUUCAGUUGUGACUGUGCGGAGUGUCACACCAAGUCCAAAGACAAGCUGAAGCUGAAAGUGCGCGAGCGUGUCAAGCCAGCGGAGGCUGAGGCGGUAACCGCCAUGUUGCACUACGCCCGCAAAACCACCAGGGACUUCCGCGAACUGAAACGUCUCAAAACCCCUAGCGAGCUUCUGGAGAUUUGCGAGCAGAGCCUGGAGGAGAUGUGCGGCGUGCUGGACGCGGCCAACGUCUACGUGCUGCACGUCAACUACCAGGCGAUGGGUGUGUGCGUCUACCAGGGAGACCUCCACGGUGCCGUGCGCUAUGGAGAGAAGCUACUUCAACCCUUCAGCCAGCUGUAUCCGGCCUACUCGCUGAACGUCUCGUCUUUGUACCUGAAGCUCUCCCGACUCUACUUGGCCUUGGACAAACGUUCGGCUGGUAUCAGCGCGCUCAAGAAGGCAAUGAGCAUCAUGGAAGUGACCCACGGAAAAGAUCAUCCCUACGUUCGAGAGCUGCUCAAACAACUCAAGGAAACUUAACUUGAAAAAGGAAUAAAUUGCUACCUUGACUUUAUAGUUGGAUCUGUCCCGUGACCAAGCUCGUAACUGCAUUUACUCGUACGGCGGCGCCUUGAGAUACGAGUCGCGUGUGAGCUUUCAGAGAUACGGAGCCGUUGUACGGCGGAUUAUUUUGCUUUACGAUAGAAGUUAUGUGUGGCAGUAGCGAACUCAAAUCUCCACCCCAGUUAGCAGUUUAAUAGAAUGUGCGCAUUUUUUCUUUAUUGCCGUUGCGGCCCCUCAAAAGCGUGCGAGAGAGACACACUGUCGGUAGAACGUGCAUGCAAGCGAAAGUCACGGAUGCUACAUUGCUAGCACAGUAGCAUAGCUUGUUCAUUUUGGAAAGUUGUCAAACAAAAAUUCUGAUGUUUUUUUUUUAAAUUGUUAAAUUUUUUUUUUAAAGAGUGCUGAAAAACUUACGAAUCGACUCGGUCAGGUGACAACGACGACUUUGACACGACGCUGAAUUGUCUCCUGUUCAUUCACUUUGCAUUUUACCUGAAAAGAACGCAAUUGUGCUUUCCUUCCAAUAGAUGGCAGUGUUUCCCCACAGUAUUGCUAGAAUGAAGGCGCUUGUUUUUCUCACCUCUCAACGUUCCCCCCUUUGGCAGAAAAGUAAAAUGACGCUGGGUUUUCCACCAGUUUCACACAACCAGCCUUAAAUCAGACCCAUUGUGAAAAUCUGAUUGGAAAAAAAAGCCAUUUCAUAGCCAUUUUAAAUGGAGUGGCUAUGCUCGCUUCGAGUGAAGUAAAUUGCUUGCACGUGUGCGUGCGUGACACGUGAGCGCGUGCACGGAAGAAUGACAAGUUGCGAACUAAU
Molecule: messenger RNA, 2298 nt
Organism: Hippocampus comes (tiger tail seahorse)
Lineage: Eukaryota; Metazoa; Chordata; Actinopteri; Syngnathiformes; Syngnathidae
Product: N-lysine methyltransferase SMYD2-B-like
Exons: 12
Coding region: 159-1460 (433 amino acids)
Cellular component (GO): nucleus
Molecular function (GO): protein binding
Source: RefSeq, a predicted model, not a curated record